AUGCCUAAUGUUUUUUAUCUCUCGUAUGCUCAUUGGCCCGCACUUUAUAUCUGGCGAUCCACUCCCCUGGGCGACUCGAGAAUACGCUGGGAAAUUGUGAGAUCGCUCAAUAUGCAAGUCCAUAAUAUCCCCGGAUGUGGCUACUUUGUAGCUAGUGACCCCAAGACUUCAGACCACCGCCCUGUCCCCGUUGAUCUAGAUCGGUAUGGGAACCCGUGCGAUGAGACACUUCCCACUUGCCAAAACUGCAAGAAGACCGGCCAAGUGUGUACCCGAGAUCCCAAGAAGCGUGUACCAGGAUGUGACAGAGCCAAAGCUGAAGUGCAAAAUGGAAGAGCUGGGGGUCUACCAGGACCAGAAGAACUACACAUUAGAAAUAGCUCAUCGCGUCUCGACUUGCUGCAGUUAAAACUGCUUCAUCAUUUUGAGCAGUUUACUGCAGAUACCCUAGUUCCUUGUCCCGAGCUGUGGAAAAGGAACGUGUUACCUCUCGCUCUAGAGAAUGACUUUCUCAUGCACGCAGUCCUCGCAACUGCCGCAUCUCACCUUCGAUAUCUCCAACCCAAUGUCAGAGAACAUCAAAUAAGCGAGCUUACCCAUAUCUCAAGUGCCUACGAAGGUCUUCGCCUUACUCUUUCGGGUCCCUGGACGCAGCACAUCUCAAGCGCAGCUAUCGCAUGCUCAAUGCUACUGCUUCACAUUGCCUGGACGUGGUGCCCUGAUCAUGACGGAGGUUUUAAUUCCCAUCUGGAUCCUCUGUUCACCCUCGCAUUUGGGUUAAAGUCGGUCGUGCUGGCCACUCUCAAUAUGCGGGAUCCCCAGUUUUUUUCUGCUGAUAUAUCAACCAAGGCAAUUGAUGCGAUUGCACAAGAUCUUAACGGCUCUUUGCAAGUCUCACAGUUUGAGGACCUCUUCGUCGAUCUUUUUCAUCGUGUUCAAGAUGAAAAAGACGAUGUUACAUUUCCUACAUACAUGGAUGGUGUCCGCCGUUUGAUUCCGGCCCUUGUAAUAUUAGAACACAAGAACCAGGGCACUGAUCUUUCUAUUCUCUUGCGCGACAUAGCUCGCUAUUUGUUUUUGUGGCCGGUCAGGUUCCACGGUGGCCUGACAGAUCUCGCGAGUCAUGAGAAACGACUUCCGCGAAUUCUCCUCCUGUUCUUUUAUUCCGUAACGUCGGAAUUGAUCGGAGAACAGUUUUGGUGGGCAAAGGAACGAUCAGAAUAUCACAAAAGAGUGCUGUCCCAGGAGUUGCACAUCCCUUCCGAGGAGCUCGGUAUCAGAGGCGAGGGAAGUAAUUCCGGAAGCCGUCAAAUUAGAGGCUCCGCUAUUUAA
Rasamsonia emersonii CBS 393.64 is the source of this 1332-nucleotide messenger RNA. RefSeq lists its product as uncharacterized. Gene Ontology annotation, molecular function: zinc ion binding; DNA-binding transcription activator activity, RNA polymerase II-specific. Lineage: Eukaryota; Fungi; Ascomycota; Eurotiomycetes; Eurotiales; Trichocomaceae. The record is from RefSeq and is a predicted model, not a curated record. Bases 1 to 1332 code for a protein of 443 amino acids. Gene Ontology annotation, biological process: regulation of transcription by RNA polymerase II. The transcript has 4 exons.